Messenger RNA from Carassius auratus (goldfish), 1380 nucleotides. RefSeq names its product midnolin-like. The record is from RefSeq and is a predicted model, not a curated record. Bases 627 to 1208 code for a protein of 193 amino acids. Gene Ontology annotation, cellular component: nucleus. The transcript is spliced from 5 exons. Gene Ontology annotation, molecular function: protein binding. NCBI's taxonomy places the organism in Eukaryota, Metazoa, Chordata, Actinopteri, Cypriniformes, Cyprinidae.
AAUGUUGUUAUGUGGAAAUUACAGGAAAGCCAGUUUUACUGAAAUGUUUUACUCAGCUUUUAUGAAUGGGCACAGCGGGAAGGGGCGUGGCCGUUCUCUCCGCGCUUUUCUGAUUAGUCACGACAUCUUUUAUCGCAGAGGACUGGGUGGGCGGAGCCUGCGUGCUUCUGGCUCUUACGAGCGGAAACAUGAUUGGCUGACACGACGAGGGCAAGCGUAUCCUCUAACACCAUUGGUUGUUUGUGGCGGUGGGCGGGAUCUGUCAGCUGAGCUCCGUAACAAAUGUAGACGCAGCAGCUGCGCUGCACAGAAGAGCGAGCAAGCGGCUUAUGGAUCAGAGCUGCGUUACGAGCUAAAUAACGGGCAUUUAAAUAACGUAACAUUAUUGAUAAAUAUAAAUGUACAUUUGGAUCCUAAUGGCCUGCUAAUAUUGAUAUUGUGGUGCGGAUCGGUGGCAGUUAUUGUAGCAGCGCGCGCGAGACGGUGGAUUUAAGUUACCUCAGAAGAACCUAACCGAACACCGCGGAUAUUUCACCGGAAUAUUCCUUUUUCUACGGUGAGCAGGAUAACCGUUCGCCACACUCCGUCACCCGCUCGGUUCACAGAUCAGAUCACGGGGUUCUCGGAUGGAGCGGAACACCGAGGCGCGGAGUCACGGAUCAUGGUCCCGGUGUGAGGAGCUCCUCCGAGGCGACGCAUCGAUGACCGUCUCGAUCAGCUCCACCACCGGGAGCCGCUUCGAGCUGUCCGUUCCUCUGGAGGAGACCGUGGAGGGCCUGCACCGGAGACUGUCCGAGAGACUCCGGGUCCCGAGGGAGCGACUCCUGCUGCUGCACCGAGACACGAGGUUAGACUCGGGGAAGCUGCUGGACGUCGGUGUGGUCGACGGAAGCAGACUGACGCUGGUGCCCACGCUCGAAGCCGGACUGAUGGCGCAGUCGAGCCGCUCGGAGCAGUCGGUCGUGCAGGCGCUGGAGACGCUCUCAGACGCUCAGGUCAGUGACUUCCUGUCGGGACGGUGCCCGCUGACCCUUGCCCUGCGUGUGGGUGAUCACAUGAUGUUUGUGCAGCUGCAGUUGGCGGCUCAGGCAUCUGGAGGACAGCCGUCCCUGUCCAGGGGUCCUACGGUCCCCAGCCAGAUGCAUACAGGGGCCGUCAGCAGUGCAAAACCCCUCAGACUCACAGCAGCGGGAACAGGACGUCUUUAAGAGCCGCACUGCCCCGCCCUCAUCACAUGAUAGCCACACCCACAGUGCUCAAAGCCCCACCCCUGCCCCGCCCUGUGUUCAGGCUGAAGGCAGCACACAGCGAUGCAAACCCGGUGCCGUCAUCAAGAGCCUGGUCAAUCACGCACCGGGAGUUUUCUCAGGAACCUUCUCA